This is a messenger RNA of Styela clava, 2887 nucleotides long. Lineage: Eukaryota; Metazoa; Chordata; Ascidiacea; Stolidobranchia; Styelidae. The record is from RefSeq and is a predicted model, not a curated record.
UUUUCAUUGUAGGUGCCAUAGGCUAACUGCAUUAUAUUCAGCAUAGGUUUAAGUAUUUUAUGGAUAUUUGAAGAGGAGUACUAAAAGGUAGAAGAGAUACUAAAGGUGUUCAACAGAUCAAAAAAAAAAUGGGCAAAACAGUUUUGAAACUUAUUCGUCGCAUAAAUGACAAAUUAUCGAGGAAAAAAAUUCUCUCAAAGGUGAAGAAAGAACCAAAGCGUAAAAACAGACUCAAACCACCUCCAGAGGUGACUAGAAAGAAACUCCAACCACCACUGGAAGGUUGGAAAAGAAAAAAGAUCAUUAAACUCUUCGAACAAGGGUUGAAUGUCGUCGCGAUCGCUAGAAGACUGGAAAUUGCAAACUCAUGCGCCAGUAGGAUUUUGAAAAAGUAUCGCGAGACGGGGAGUCUUCAGCCAGGAGUUGCGGGGGCAGUAAGUAAAGUUUACACCCCUGAGAUUGUGAAGAAAAUUAUUGAAUUGAAACGAGAGAACCCAAACAUCUAUGCAUGGGAGAUUCGAGACAGGUUGAUAGAGAAGCCUCCAGCCUCUUGUAUAUCAUCGAUAAAUCGGAUACUACGGCUGCACCGAUCAGAGUGGAAACCGGAAGUGAGAGUUGUGAGACGGAGAUAUAAGAAACCAACGGCACUGACGCCGGAAGUAAUCGCAAAAAUAAUGGAAUAUAAAACUGAAUCUCCUCUGACUGUCGUUCGAAAAAUUCGAGAACGUUUGUUAGCUGAAGGCAUUUGUGACGACGAUACUUUACCGAGUAUUACUACUAUACGGAGAUACUUGAGAAAAUCAAACAUUUCGUUGCGUCAGAUUUUAAAUCGAACCAGAUCAGACGCUACUCUUGAAUCUGAUGUUCUAUCUUCCGCUGAAGCGGAUUACGAAGAAGAUAUGCCACCUAGAGGAUUUAAGAUAAGUGAAAUAGAUCACGAAGAUGAUACGCCACCUAGUGGACUUGAGAUACCUUCACUUUUACGUCGAGAGAUUUUAACGACAAAUCCAACAGCGCUGUAUGAGGUACGCGUACUAGAGCAAAGCGCAACUAGAAAGCCAGAAAAUAGCUUAGUAUCGUUAAAUCAGAUACGAAGGCUUCACCAAUCAGAGAAAGAGCCUGAAAAAGGAGUUUCUAGAAGAAGUUAUAAGAAACCAACAGAAUUAACGCCGGAAGUAACUGCAAAAAUAAUGGAAUAUAAAACUGACACUUCUUUAAUUGCCGUGCGAAAGAUAAGGGAGCGUUUGUUCAAUGAAGGGGUGUGUAACGACGAUAAUUUACCGAGUAUUACUACAAUACGACGAUACUUGCAGAAUUUGUACAUUUCGUUGCGUCAUAUUUCUAAUCGAACCAGAUCAGACGCUACUAUUGAAUCUGAUGUUCUAUUUUCUGCGGAAACGGAUUACGAAAGCGGUAUGCCACAUAGUAGACUUAGGAUAACGGAAAUCGAUUAUGAAGACGAUAUGCCACCUAGUGGGUGUCAGGAAAAUUCAACGACAAAUCCAACUGCAUUGUAUGAAAUUCAGAUUCCAGAGCAAAGCGUAACCGGCUCUCAACCAGAAAAAUCAGAAUCUGAAAUCGAUGCACCAUUUAGUGGUCAUGACAUACCGAAGAAAAAUGUCACACCUGAAAAACGACGAAAAAUUAAGAUUAAUCCACCAAAACGUAAAACUACAGUCAGCAAAGACUUUGUACAGAAUAAACAAUCAGAAUCUGGUAUUGAUUUACCUUGUCAAAGCGACACGACUUUACCGCCCAAAAAGCGGAAGGCAAAUAGGGUUCCUCAUACUACUGAUGUCUUCCCUUUUGGGGAACAGACUAUAAAUGUCUCUAUUUUCAAAGACUUUCCUCAAUUAUGGGGAUCUGGAGACUUGAUUGACUAUUCUCAGAAGCGAAAUUCUCUGAAACGUAAAGUACCAAUGCAGUGCUUAACUGGGCAAAUCCCUGAAAGUGGGGAUUCUGUCGAUUCAAAUGCAAAUAGGUUGUACAAAAAGUCUCGAUCAGGGGACAAUUCUCCUUUCAGAAAUUUUAAUGAAUUAGAAGUCGCUGAGCCGUGCAAGGUCGUCAGGUUAAAUGAAAUUAACAAUUAUUCGUGUUUGAACACGCAGAACCAAAUGAACCGUAUCGUCUACUCCUCUAGCAGAAUAAAUGGGCCUAAUUUCAAUGAAUCAGAUUCUGGCUGCGCUACCUCGUCUUGGUCUAUUGAACAAGACUCCGCCCACAUUGAGGAAGAAUCGAUUCAACCAAAUUUUGAUUGUAAAAUUGAUAAAUCGUCGCCGUCUUGGGAAGAAAAAAGCCUUGAGCAAUUUAUAUCGACUCCAACCACUACCGAUAAACUCAAACCACCACCUCUUGUGAAUUGUUUCGAAAAACCUCCGAGGCCGAUGCGACAUCGGCAUGUUAAAUUUGAACUUCCAAUGGAAUUGCUCUCAAGCUAACGUUUGUGGGGAGAGAGCCCGAAAAAAUUGAGCUCAAUUGUCGUCGAUUGAAAAAGGUGUCGCCUUCGACACAAUUAAAAUUUCAGAUUUAUGCAAAGAAAUUGAAAUCCUUGCAAAAUAAAUUAUCUUAGAACAGUGCUUCCCAAACCGCGGGCGGUGGGCCAUUCACGGCGCGCGUGAAUUGAUUUAAUAUGGUCCACCAAAGAUACCCUCAAUUGUUAUGUCAUUAUCACAGUUUAUCAAGCAUGUGUAUAUUUGUAACAUUUCAAUUAUACCAAUAUCGCAAUUAUGCGUACCGGUAUCGAUCGGCCCCUUGAGGGCACUUUCCUGGCCUGCGAAUAUCCUUCUAAAUUUGGCCCCCCAAGUUAAAUAACAUUGGGAACUACUGCCUUAGAAUAUUUGAAAUUGAUUUUUUUGAUAUUUGGGCAAUGUAGAAUGAUUCACUGUUC